AUGGCUUCUCCCGUGCUUGCAGUACCUCAGGGGACUGCCGUGCCCGUGUCUUUUACACAAGGUACAUGCAGUCAGCCUAGUUUCUCGACUAUCACAGAAGCUUUCUUUCAUUAUGCCGCCACACAGCCUUCGGUUACGGCGGCACGAGAUCUGUCUGCCGAGCCGCCCGUUGAGAUAAGCUAUGGUGAGCUUGCCCAACAAAGCAUCAUCUUGGCUCGGCGGUUGCAAAGUCUUGGUGUUUUGCCAGGGGACCGUGUGCCUCUUGUCGUCAAGCGUGGUGUUGGUAUGCUUGUUGGUAUCUUCUCUAUCCUGUCGUGCGGUGCUCAAUAUGUUCCUCUCGAUGGAGGCGUCGUUGCAGAUGAGACUCUACGCUUUGUGUUAAAACAGACUGGUGGUAAAGUUGUCUUGACUUCAAAGUCCACAGCUCAUCGCCUGUCAAACACGGGAGUCUCACAUGUUGUCACUAUUGAAGAGUCACAUGAGCUCGACGAUAACACAGACUUCACUCCCUUCAGUCAACCAGAGGCUGGAUGCUACGUGAUAUAUACUUCAGGAGUAGAUGUCAGCCACCGGAACGUCACGAACUUAUUAUGUCAAGCACCUGGAAACUUGGGCAUCGGACCAGGAACAUGUGUCGGUCAAGUGUUGAAUGUCAGCUUUGACAUGGCUGCUUGGGAAACACUCGGUUGUCUAUCCAAUGGAGGUACCUUGAUACUUCGCGGAUCAAACUGGUCAAAAGCUCUAAAAGAGUUGGAUGUUCUCAUCUGCACACCAAGCAUCCUGUCAAAACAAAAGCCCGAAGACUAUCCAAAACUCAAAACUGUUGCUACAGCAGGUGAGCCAAGCUGUCAACAACUUGCAGACAUGUGGGCUUCUCAUGUAUCGUACUUCAACUGCUAUGGUCCUACAGAAACCACCAUCGUCAACACUACUCACCUCCACAAGACAGGCCAACCUCUAUCCAUCGGUAAACCUACACCAGGAAACACCGUCUACAUCUUGGAUGAGUUUCUGAAGCCUGUUCCUGUAGGAGAGGUUGGCAAUGUCUGGGCUGGUGGCGCGGGAGUGGCGCGAGGCUAUGUCGACUUGCCCGAUAAGACAGCUGAGAGGUUCCGACCUGACCCAUUUGCCAACGACGGAUCAAACAUGUACAACACCGGAGAUCUUUGUCAGUGGAACUCGGAUGGCACUCUUCACAUUCUCGGCCGCAUUGACGACCAAGUCAAAAUCAAAGGCUUCCGUGUUGAGCUUGACGGCGUUGUCGCAUGCAUCAAGUCCUGUCCCUCAGUUCAAUCAGCAACCGCUCUUUUGAUCAACGAGGAGAUCCAUGCCUUUAUCACUCCCAGCCAUUGUCCUGUUCCGGUCAUCGAGGCACACCUCAAGAGUCUCCAGCCUUACUACGCUAUGCCGACACAUUACCAUCAACUGGAGACCUUGCCCAUGACCGCAAACGGUAAAGUCGACAAGCAUGCUCUCAAGAUGUCUGUGUCAAUGGCUGUUAGCACCGAGGUUCGCACUCCCUUACCUGCUGUGCUGGCACACGCUCGUAUGGAUUCGAACGCCUCAAGUGCUACGCAAUUCAGUUCUUUCUCAGAUGCUUCUGAUACAACCCUUAUCCCCGAGCAUCAGUAUGAUCUUGAGAAGGCCCUUCCCGAGAAAGAUCUACCCAAACACGCCCGAGGAGUACGCCACAGACUUCUUAUCGUGUACCGCCGCUUAUUCUCACUUGUUGGCUUGUUCAACAUCGGUGCUGCUGUCGCUCUUCUACUGACCAGCAUUAACAGAGAAUGGAUGGGCAUCAUCACAGCCAUCAACUUGGCCACUGCCGUUCUUGUACGCCAAGAAUUCGUCAUCAACGCUCUCUACACUAUCACGUGUAGCGUGCCCAAGUCUUGGCCUCUUGCUAUCAGAUCUCGUUGCGCAAAAAUCUACCAUCUUGGCGGUGUUCACUCUGGCGCAGCUGCGAGUGCAGGAGCAUGGCUAUUAGCGACCAACAUCGCAGACAUUGCCUGUGCGUUUGGAAACUGCCCCGACUGGGGUAAUCUUUCCAUCGCAUCGCAAGUCAUUUCGUGGAUUCUCUCAGUCAUGUUCGUUGGCAUGAUUGGUAUGGCUUGGCCAUCUGUCCGAAAGCGAUAUCAUGACCAGUUUGAGAGAACACACCGAUUCGCUGGCUGGACUAUGCUUGCUCUCUUCUGGGUUCAAGUCGUCCUCUCAGCCAACGACAGCACACCGGCUGGCACAACUCUUGGGGAGUCUUGUGUCAAGUCACCUGCCUUUUGGCUCUUGGCUGUAGCCACAAUGAGCGUUGCAUCUUCGUGGUGCUUCCUUCGCAAAGUCCCCGUGGAAGCUGAAAAGCUCUCGGACCACGCUAUUAGACUUCACUUUGACUACACUGUCCCUGUCAACGGGUCUUUCACCCGUCUUUCACGCCAACCUCUCAAGGAGUGGCACUCUUUCGCCACCAUUCCUGCCCCAGAGCCCGUCAACGGCAGAUCAAAGGGCUACUCUCUCGUUGUUUCAAACGCUGGUGACUGGACGAAAGCCACCAUCCAAGAAGGCCCCUCGUACAUCUGGACACGUGGCGUUCCUACAUGCGGUGUCAUGCGUAUAGCAACGUUGUUCAACCGCGUCGUCCUCAUCGCGACUGGUUCAGGAAUCGGCCCCGUCUUGGGCCACAUCCAAAACCCUUCCUGCCCAACGCAACUUAUCUGGUCAACUAAGAACCCAGAAGAGACGUUCGGCGAGGAAAUCUGCCAGACCAUCAGUAAGAACAUCCCCGGGGCGGUCAUCCACGAUACUAAGAAGCUCGGGAGACCUGACUUGGUGAAGAUGGGCUACAACUUGGUAAAGUCCUUCAAAGCUGAGGCUGUGAUCAUUAUCGCCAAUGAGAAGAUUACCAAGAAAAUUGUUUACGGGCUGGAGACGCGAGGCGUUCCAGCUUACGGAGCUAUCUGGGAUAGCUAG
Molecule: messenger RNA, 2964 nt
Organism: Fusarium graminearum PH-1
Lineage: Eukaryota; Fungi; Ascomycota; Sordariomycetes; Hypocreales; Nectriaceae
Exons: 6
Coding region: 1-2964 (987 amino acids)
Source: RefSeq, a predicted model, not a curated record